AUGUCGUCCAACCCCCGCUGGAUCCCUCUGGAGAGCAAUCCCGAUGUUAUGAAUUCGUGGGCGUACAAAGCUGGUCUACUUCCUAGCAGCGCGGAGUUCACUGAUGUGUAUGGCUUAGAUGAUGAGCUCCUCGCUCUAGUUCCCCAACCCGUUCACGCAGUGGUCUUGCUCUUCCCCAUCGAUGACGCACUCGAAUCAGUGAAGAAGCAAGAGGAUGAGAAGACCUACGAAGUUGACCCGACGGUGUUCUGGAUGAAGCAGACUAUCGGCAACGCAUGCGGAACGAUGGGUCUGAUUCACGCGCUUGCGAAUACCGAAGUCGCGUUUGAGCCUGAUUGCCCGAUGCAGCGUUUUCUCGAUGUGUGCAAGGAGAAAUCGCCAUUGGACCGCGCAAAGAUCCUGGAGACAACCGACAUCUUCGCCAACAUCCACGCUGAAGCCGCGGCAGGGGGACAAACCGCCGCGCCAUCCGCAGACGAGAAGGUCGACUUGCACUUCACCUGCUUUGUGAAGGCCCCGACUGUCGUGGAACGCGCAACACAGGCGCCCGCAGGGGAGUAUCGCUUAAUUGAGCUUGACGGGCGCAGGAGUGGACCGGUAGACCGUGGCGAGUGUACGGAUCUGUUGAAGGACGCGGCGCGGUAUAUCAGGGAGAAUAUCGUGCCGAAGAUGGAUAGCAUGCAGCUGGGCAUGAUUGCUCUGGCAGGACAUGAUGACGAUGAUUGA
Molecule: messenger RNA, 726 nt
Organism: Peniophora sp. CBMAI 1063
Lineage: Eukaryota; Fungi; Basidiomycota; Agaricomycetes; Russulales; Peniophoraceae
Source: the annotation of a GenBank genome assembly